Drosophila ananassae is the source of this 3682-nucleotide messenger RNA. RefSeq names its product protein fork head (gene fkh). Lineage: Eukaryota; Metazoa; Arthropoda; Insecta; Diptera; Drosophilidae. Gene Ontology annotation, molecular function: RNA polymerase II cis-regulatory region sequence-specific DNA binding; protein domain specific binding; DNA-binding transcription factor activity, RNA polymerase II-specific. Gene Ontology annotation, biological process: anatomical structure morphogenesis; cell differentiation; regulation of transcription by RNA polymerase II. The transcript has a single exon. The record is from RefSeq and is a predicted model, not a curated record.
CAAUAUUUGUUGGCAGCAAGCGCAAGCCAAAUAGUAGACAAGCGUUCCCCUCUGCAAACAGUCACAUUCAAGAGCUCAAGCCAAAGAGACACUCGAGCGGACCAGCAGCAGCAACAGCAGCAGCAGCCAGAGAAGCAGUCAGAGAAGCACCUUUUGCUUUAGCUUCAGCCUCAGCUCCAGAAGCUCCAGACUUUUAGUGGCCACAAGCCACGCAACGUUCGUGCGUCGGUUUUUGCAGAGAGUGACGACAAGUGCAAUAGUGCUUCAUAGAAAUGCAUCAAAAAUGAAAAUCAAUUUUAUGCAGUGAUAGUGCAGUGAAUUGAAAGCAAAAAGCUAGAAAACAACAAACCAAAUAAGAGCAUAAACAAAAUACAGAAUAAGCCAAGUCCAAGCGCUAGACAGUUUUUAAUUUUUCCGUUUUGAAAACGCGUACCGCACGCGUUACCCUUUCCAUACAUCCACACGAGUCCAAAAGCCGGCAACAUAACGGCGCAACUAUUGAACAGCUUCCUGAAGGGUAGCCCCCACCAGACCACCAUUGACAUCAUGCAGAAGCUCUACGCGGAGCCGCCGCCCAGCAGCGCUCCGGUGAGCAUGGCCACCGCCGGAGGCCCUGCGUCUGGCGGCGGUGGUGGGGGUGGACCUGGUGGUGGAGGACCUCCACCGCCCAGCAACAACAAUCCGAAUCCCACAACGAAUGGCGGCAGUAUGAGUCCGCUAGCCAGAUCUGCUUACACAAUGAACAGCAUGGGUCUGCCGGUGGGCGGCAUGUCGUCCGUAUCUCCUCAAGCGGCGGCCACCUUCGGAUCCAGCGUCCUGGACUCUGCAGCGGCGGUGGCCAGCAUGAGCGGCAGCAUGGGAGCCGCGGCGAUGAACUCGAUGGGCGGCAACUGCAUGACUCCCAGUUCGAUGAGCUACGCCAGCAUGGGAUCCCCACUGGGCAACAUGGGCGGAUGCAUGGCCAUGUCGGCGGCCAGUAUGUCGGCGGCGGGACUGAGUGGCACAUACGGCUCCAUGCCACCUGGAUCGCGGGACAUGGAGACAGGAUCCCCGAACUCUUUGGGCAGAUCCCGCGUGGACAAGCCCACCACCUACCGUAGAAGUUAUACGCAUGCCAAACCGCCGUAUAGUUAUAUCUCUCUGAUCACGAUGGCUAUCCAAAACAACCCGACGCGAAUGCUGACACUGUCCGAGAUCUACCAGUUCAUCAUGGACCUGUUUCCCUUCUACAGACAGAACCAGCAGCGCUGGCAAAACUCCAUCCGCCAUUCUCUUAGCUUUAACGAUUGUUUUGUAAAGAUCCCAAGGACGCCGGAUAAGCCGGGCAAGGGAUCCUUUUGGACAUUGCAUCCGGACUCCGGGAACAUGUUCGAAAAUGGUUGCUAUCUCCGGCGGCAAAAGCGUUUCAAGGAUGAAAAGAAGGAGGCCAUUCGACAGCUUCACAAGAGUCCGUCGCACAGCAGCUUGGAGGCGACCAGUCCGGGCAAGAAGGACCACGAAGAUUCGCACCACAUGCACCACCACCACCACAGUCGGCUGGACCACCAUCAGCACCACAAGGAGGCGGGCGGAGCAUCGAUUGCCGGAGUGAAUGUGCUGAGCGCAGCGCAUAGCAAGGAUGCGGAAGCCCUGGCCAUGUUGCACGCCAAUGCAGAGCUGUGCCUCAGCCAGCAGCCGCAGCAUGUGCCCACGCACCAUCACCACCAGCACCACCAGUUGCAGCAGGAGGAGUUGUCAGCGAUGAUGGCCAAUCGAUGCCAUCCGUCACUGAUCAGCGACUAUCACUCCUCGAUGCACCCGCUGAAGCAGGAGCCCUCCGGCUACACGCCUUCCAGCCACCCGUUCUCCAUCAACCGCCUCCUUCCCACGGAGUCGAAGGCGGACAUCAAGAUGUACGACAUGAGCCAGUACGCCGGCUACAACGCCCUCAGCCCGCUGACCAACUCACAUGCUGCCUUAGGCCAGGACUCCUACUACCAGAGUCUCGGCUAUCACGCGCCCGCCGGCACCACGAGCUUGUGACACCACCAGUACCCGCUGGCUUAAGGGCGCGCGGAGCAGAUGCUGCGCUCGCAGCAGCAGCAGCACUUGCAGCAGCAGCAGCAGCAGGCGGCGCAGCAACUGACAUCCGCUUCAAAUGCCACAUCGACAGCCGGGGGGAAGGCCAGCAGCGGCAAGGCGGGAUCGGGUCCGGGGUCCGGAUCGGGCUCAGGAUCUGGUUCGGGAUCAGGGUCAGGAUCUGGCUCGGUCAACUACUCACAGAAACUGGCUCAGCAGCAGCAGCAACAACAGCAGCAGCAACAGCAACACCAGCACCUGCAACAGCAGCACCAACAGCAUCUGCAGGAGCUGCAGGAGGACUCCUCGAACAUCACCAGCGACCUCAGCGAGGAGCAACUGCAGCAGUACAACAACUACCAGCAAUAUGCAGCGGCGGCCAGCUACCGCAACUGGAAUCACAGUCUCACGUUCAACGGGGCUGCUGCCUUGCAGAACUUGCUGUAGCUGUAGCUGCAGCCAUAGUGGCCCGGACCACCAUCCGGCCAAUUAGCAAGUGGUGGGACGAGUUCGGUGGCUUUUAGCACCUGGGCGCAUCCUUUGAGCACGUGAGUAGGUUCGCCGGCUCGCGUUUUUGUACAUAUACCGAUCGGACUACAGGCUGCAGGUCUUCUACUCCGAGUUGUUCAGUUCCAAUAUUAAAUACAUUCAUACAUAUAUGUAUACCGUUCUGUUUGGGGGUCAUUCAAGAUCGAUGAGGAAAACGAAAGAAAAAAGUGAUGUAGUUGUAAGUGCAGCGUGCGGGGCGUCAGAAAACAAAGGAUACGAAUUUUUUGCACCCUGUCGAGCUAAAAUUUUGUUAACAAUUUACGUUUUUUUGCAAAUAUAAAAACAACCACAAAAAUAAUAAUUCCGUGCCAUUUGUUUUCGUUGUUUCGAAACAAGCAAUAACAAUCAAAGCGGUUAAAACUACAAAUUUAAACAUUUUAAAUGUAUAAUCGAGAGGAGAGAGAAGGAAGGAGAAAGUGGGAGAGAGAGAGAGCUUAGCGGGAUCUUGUGUAAUGUACUUUCAAAUAUAAAAAACGCUAAAACAGUCCCAAAAAGAUAGAUACAAAUACUAAAAACCUUUAUCCAAAGGCAAUCGCAAUCGAAUUCGAAUCGCAAAUGAUCAAAAACCAAAAAGUCUAAAACUAAAUCACCAUAUUGAGCAGAUCCGCCACACCCUAAGAAUCUUCAAACUAUCUAAGCAACAAAAAUCUGGCCAUGCAUAGGAAACGUCACGUUCUUAUACUAUAAUUUAUCCAACUAUCAUUUAUAUUGUAUAUGCGCGCCUAGAUAUAUACGGAUAUGUAUCCCAAAAUCCAGCAUUUCAUUUACAUUGUGUGUCUUCUGUUGUUGUACGAAUUCGUUAGGCUAAGGCAUUUUGUACAUAAUCUAUAAAUAGAUACAUUUAAGUAACACCCCUUCCCUUCCCCCAAAAACUAAAAAAAAAAAACAAAACAAAAAUAUAAAAAAAAAUUAACUUAGGUCCUCACAUGCAAACAACCAACUUUUAACUAACUCGAGAAUUAAUCAAAUUGUAUGAAAUUAUGCCACACAACAUGAAAGUAAACAUAAUAUAAAUAUAAAUAUUGUAUAGCAUUUAACAUUUAAUUAGCAUAAAUAAUAAAAGCAAAAAAUAAAA